This is a messenger RNA of Phascolarctos cinereus (koala), 4444 nucleotides long. It is a transcript of the gene AP5M1, whose product is annotated as adaptor related protein complex 5 subunit mu 1. The record is from RefSeq and is a predicted model, not a curated record. NCBI's taxonomy places the organism in Eukaryota, Metazoa, Chordata, Mammalia, Diprotodontia, Phascolarctidae. Gene Ontology annotation, cellular component: cytosol; lysosome; AP-type membrane coat adaptor complex. Gene Ontology annotation, biological process: endosomal transport.
UUUCGCCGGGCAUCCCGGCUGAGCGGUUUUGCUGGGAGAUUGUUUUGGGGCCUGUCAUUCCGCCUUCUUUGCGGAUGUGGCGUGUAUUGGUCGAUGCGGUCGUAAGAGCCUUCGGACCGUACCGUACCGUAGAGGGAGCCUAUUUCCCCGCCGGGCCGGAGCCAUAGGUGGCAGGGGGCGACCGGCAACUCCUGGAAAGACCCCUGAGGGCCUCAACGGGGAUCCGGGCCUCUGGGAAGCCUCAGCUCGAGUUUUCUCCUGACGGUGCCUGAGACGGGCGAUGAGUUGAGGCAUGGCCCAGCGGGCGAUUUGGCUGGUGAGCCACGAACCAGGGACCCCGCGUGGGGGGACCGUGAGAUUCUCCAGAAGGUAUCCCACUGUUGAAAAACGAGCUAAAACCUUUAACGGAUCAAGUUAUGUGCCCGUACCAGAAGACGACCCCUUCUGUAAAGCUCUGCUCUUUGAAUUGAGGCUAUUGGACGACGAUAAGGACUUUGUGGAAAGCCGUGAUAGCUGUUCGCGAAUCAGCAAAGCUUCAGUCUAUGGACUUCCAACAGCAGGAAAAGAGCUGUGGCCCGUUGUGGCCAUUCAGAAGAAUGGCUUGGUUUAUGUUAGUGUUCCACUAGUUGAGCAGACUUUGUCUACUCGCCCACCACUCAUUAGCAUUAGUGGAAUCUCACAGGCCUUUGAUCUCCUUUUUGGGUUGAUUGAUUUUUUCGACUCCGGGCCCAAGACUGAAGCUGAUCUAAGCACUAAAGUGAGCCAGCUACCUGAUUUGCUCCUGUACAUUUGUCCAUUUGGCACUUUGUUGGGUACCAACUUUUUAUUAGAUAAUUUUAGUAACCUUUCAAUAAAUCGAGCCCCAAAGCAACCAGCAUGGAAAGCCGGUACUUACAAAGGAAAGGCACACGUUGCUGUUUCUAUUACUGAAAAAGUUAAGUCCAUGCAGUAUGAUAAGCGGGAUGUAGCAGAUAUGUGGCAGGUCUAUGGAACUAUAACCUGUAAGUGUGAUUUGGAAGGAGUCAUGCCAAAUGUUACAGUCAGUUUGAAUCUCCCCACCAAUGGAUCUCCACUUCAAGAUAUUCUGGUGCAUCCUUGUGUGACUUCCCUUGACUCUGCAGUUCUUACUUCCAGCAGCGUUGAUAUGAUGGAUGAUUCUGCAUUUAGUGGGCCCUACAAAUUCCCGUUCACUCCUCCUUUAGAGUCAUUCCACUUGUGCUACUAUACAUCUCAGGUGCCUGUCCCACCAAUUUUGGGAUUUUACCAAUUGAAGGAAGAAGAUUCACAGUUAAAAAUAUCUGUCCAUUUAAAACUUCAUGAAAGUGUGAAAAAUUGCUUUGAAUACUGUGAAGCUCAUAUACCUUUUUAUAACAGAGGUCCAAUCACCCAUUUGGAAUACAAAGUUAGCUUUGGCCAGGUAGAAGUAUUACGAGAGAAAAGCUUAUUAAUCUGGAUUAUAGGGCAAAAGUUCCCCAAGUCACUGGAAAUUAAUCUUUCUGGAGCUGUGAAUUUUAAUACUAUGAGUCAUCAAAAACAACCAGUUGACACUAUUUGCAUUGGGGGUACAACAUAUGUAAAACUUUAUUUUAGGAUCCCAGAUUACACACUCACUGGGUGUUAUGCAGAUCAGCAUUCAGUUCAAGUGUUUGCGUCAGGAAAACCUAAAAUAACUACGUGCCGGGAAUUGAUUUCAUCUGAUUACUAUAUCUGGAAUUCUAAAGCCCCUGCACCAGUAGCAUAUAGAUCAUUAUUUCUGUAAUUUUCUAAUAUUUAAAAAGGGGAAAAUUUAACUCACAUUAACAUAGUUAAAAUAAAAUUACUGUGUUUUAUUUUUUAAUAUGUACAUUUCUCUCCAAUGGGAAUGAAUCAUGGAUCAAUUUCUCUUUUAAAAUGGCAAUGUGUUUGCUCUCAUGUGUUUUAAAAGAAAACAUUUUAAAAACUGAUUUUUUAUUCUGUGGCCUUUUCAUGAUUUCCUUGAACAAGAUAGAUCACAUAAUGGAAAAGAAUAUAGUUUAAUGGGAAAGAGCCUGGGAUUUGCAGCCAGAGGACCACAGUAUAAAUCUCAGCCCUGCUACAAAUAGAACCUUGGGCAAGUCACUUAAGCACUCUCUAGACCUCAGUUUUCACCUUUGUAAAAUGAGGAAGCCAUACUCUAGAACCUGUAAUAGUGACUUUUAGGCUGUGUAUUUCAGUACCUUACACAGGGCGAGCCCCUCAGUAAAUGUUAGCUGAUGUUGGUAGUAGUGGCUGCAUUAGAAACAAUGGCUGUCUUGGACAUGUAGUCUUAUAAAAGGAGGAAGUUAUUUUAAUGUGAAAUGUUGAUAGAAACUGCAUAAUUCAGUUGAAGAUGUAAGCGUGCUUAUUCAUCUUCCCUAGUAAAGUUUUUUUUCUUUGGAAUGACAUUGAGUAUAUUAAAAGGCAAUAAAAAGCCCUCUAAUUAAAAGGGCUUGAUAACCUGCUGUUUUUCUGUCUUAAUUUUUGUAAGAUGCAUAUAUUGCUUUUAUUCAUUUUUUUACUACAUUCAAGAAUUCAGUUAUGAAUGAAUUGAUGUAAAAAAGUUAAAAACCAUCCUUUGUGUAGAAAGUAUCAUUUAACAUUUCAAUUACAGCAUAUUGUUUUUAAUCUUUUUCUCUGAUUUCCAUUGAUAUCUUUUCUUUUUUUUCCAAAAAUCCAUCCAUUUUUGUUGUUCUUUCCACCAUUGUUCUUUCUCUGUUCUUUGUCAUCUUCCAUGUUCUUGGUAACUAGUAGUUAUGGUGGCUUUAGGUGAGCAUUUAGUUUAAAUCUCUUCAGUCUAAGUAUUUUUCCAUAGGCAUAUCUUUUUUAAAACUAAACGUCAGCAGCAACAUGACACUGCUUUGGAAAAUGACCAAGUACUAAUGCCGGAUAUAUUUAUGAUACUUUGCUUUUUAAAGAUUCUAAGAAGAAAAAUACUGCAGAAAUCUUGUAGCUCUUUUGAAGGAGAGCAAUGGAACGGCUUGAGGGCAGCCUGAAACCUCCAGCUUUGAAAUGACCAUUUCUUCAUUAUUAUCACUUAGACUACCCCAUUAUUAAUGACAGCUGGCCUUUUUAGAACAGAAAAGGCAACAAUUUUCCAUUCAGCAAGUUUGAACUCUUUUCUACUGCAGGAAUAUCAUUGUUUAGAUCAUCUGCAAACUAACCACCAACUAAGUGUCAGCAUUAAAAACUAAAUUGUCUGGAAGUACUGGUAGCUUACCCAGCUACCUACUUUUACAUAGUUUGAGUUAAGUAGGAGAUUCAUACUGAUUAGUGGGAAAUUUUUAUGUAAUUGACCUCUUUUUAGAAACUUUAAAUAGAAACCACAGUUCUCUGGUUUGAAACCAGUUCUAGAAACCUGAAGGAAAAUAUAAAGAAGAAUAUGAAAGAUAUAUGGGGAAUGAAAUGUGAUACCAUCAGUUGCCUUUCAGAACAUUACGUACUAAGACCAAUUCCUAUUUUCAUCCCAUUGAGAUCAGCUGAGUACACUGUGAUACGUUUGAUUUUGUCUAGAAACUUGUCACUUCAGGAUAAUUUCUGAAGACAAAGUCUAUUUCCCAUUUUGUAGGUAACCUGUUUAAUGUUUUCCCUGUGUCUGGGAACUCCUUAGUGUAAUUAGCGACCUUUGAACUCCACAACUAAUCCUGAGCUAUUUUGUAUUCCUUACUCAUCUUUAAGGCUGGACCUUUCUUUUCUUUAGAGUCCCUUCCACAAUUAAAGAAGAAACAGCUGCAUUUCAAAGGGAUUCCGAUUCUAGAAGCUUAAUCGUGAUUGACAUGUUCUUAUUCUAAGCUAUAAGACGCUCUAAGAGUCCUUUCUUGGGUUAAAACUUCAAUCAUUUUCUAAAAAAUUAUCUCAAUAUGGAUUUUAUUCAUUUUCUUUGAUAACCAUUCUUUGCAUUUUUUUUAAACUUGAAAGAUGCUUUGGAUUUCCAAUGAAUACAGGAAUUGCUUUCAGUGAAAGACUGAAUCAUAUUGGACCUAGUCUAGAUGCAAGAAUAAAUUACUUUUAGUGUCAAAAUAUGAUUAUGAAAUCUGAUGUCUGCUAUGUAGUUAGCUUCUUCAGGGUGCCUAAUAGAUACAGAAGGUGUAAAACUUCUAGAAAAUGACCAUUAGAAAAAAUAUUUAUGGCACUGAUAUUUUAACUUGUCUUUUUAAUCUCUGUGUAUUUUGUUGUUGUUGUUCUGAGGCAAAUAUAUAUGCUCCAACCUUGGGCUGAUGAUUGCAUCAACUAAUGCAUCUUUUGGUCUCUCAAUAUCUGGUCUGAAUAUCUUCACCUGUUGUAAACAACGUUGUCAGAGAACCUUAUGAGAAUUAUUUCUGGAUAAUGCCUGUUGCAUUAUUGUAAUUCCCUUCUUAUAGAUGCCAGACUGCCUUAAAAUUUCAAACCCAUAAUAAUGUUUGUGGUUUCCUAUGUUAUCAAAUAAUACUAAAUUUGAAAGCAAAGUUUA